AUAAAGAGAAAGAUGAUGAAGGCAGUCAAGACAGUCAUAUAAUAUAUGACGAACUAUUUAAUGAGGAUCAACUCAAAGUAUUAGAAGAUGAAGAAGAUGAUGAUGAAGAUUGUUGUGUCAACUCAUACGUAGCAUUUACUGAAGAGCUUUCUAAUGAGAACCAAUGUCCAGAAU
Funneliformis caledonium is the source of this 174-nucleotide messenger RNA. The record is from the annotation of a GenBank genome assembly. NCBI's taxonomy places the organism in Eukaryota, Fungi, Glomeromycota, Glomeromycetes, Glomerales, Glomeraceae.